AUGAAAGAUGGUUCGGUAAGGCCACCAGAAGUGGUGGGCGAAAGGCUGAUGGAUGAUAUAUUGGAGUACCUUGCUCCGACCUUGGAAAGGUAUAAAGGAUGCGCCAUAUUCGACCUGUGCCCUGGCACGUGCUUAUGGUCGCGCAAAGUCCAUGACUUUCUCAAGCCAACAACGCAUCUCCUAGUGGAGCCCGACGCCCAGUUUCACGAACAUGUUCAUGAGCUGGUGAGCCAACCAGGUUCUUCUUACAAGCACAUUGCUCCGCCUCGGGGAGUGUUACCAUACUGUUUUGACCAGUUCCAUCACGUCUUCGAUGAGGGCGGACCGAUUCCCCGACCACGCCUAGCGUCGAAUGAUCCAGGUCUACUGGAAACAGAUUACUCUCUUCUGGUGAUUGGCAGUCUCAAUCGACGCGACACCUUCCACAUGAAUGGGGGAAAGACGAGAAGCGGGUCCCUGUGGGCUACUGAUAUGAUGUGCUGGAGCGCACUCGAAAACAAGCACAUGCAUCGUCGCGGCCCAGUGCGGAUGCUAUUGUGGGCCCCAGAGCAGGACCGGCUGGUCUAUCUCCCCGAAUGGAUCAUCAAACGGACUGAAAAAGAGGCCACAAUCAGUCUUGCGAUGAAUGUCCAGGCAGUGGCUGAAGUGGGUAGUGUGAAGAAGAAGAGGGCCAACAGUUACGAAUGGAACAGUCCCGCCCGAUGGAGCGGCUUCGACCUGGCCAGCGAGGAGCGCGUGUCGCGUCGAAUGAGCCAAAUCAACAUGCGUGUACCCGAGGGCCGUUCUAUUCGCCAUAUGUCUCGCACCGAUGUUGACAGGCAGAUGCCCAAGGGUAAAUCGCCCUACGAAGUCUGCUACGAGAGCGUAGAAGAGGUCGAAAGCGCGCUGGCGGACUUGGUACAGCAUUGGAAUGAGCACAAGUCGAGAUACACGGGUGUUGGUGCGUCAGGCCUGGCAAAAGGAGUGUCGAGGAGAGAUGCCACGCUGGAGGAACUCUAUUCACUAGUGACAUUUUCCGAUCUGGUAGAUGCCAUGCACGAAAAUCCGUGUAAACUGAGCAGAUCGGCUAUCAGGAAGGAAGAAGCUCUCAAGGAGGAGAUGGAUGAUGAGGCGGAGGCACCAAAAGGAGCAGUGCCCGUCAAAAGCGCGCAAAAGACUCACAUGAGGGGAAUAGAUGCAAGAAUCACUCUGCGCGCCGACGCUGCUCUGCGCGCCUUCAAUCUGGAGGUGCAUUGCAAGAUUCUGGAAGAACAAGGCCAUGAUAUUUCCUCGCUAACGCAGCGCAUCACUCAAUUCCACGACGAACUAAUCGAAACCACCUCCUACGGCCUCGAAGACUGGGAACGACUAGUCGAAGACUGGAUGUCAUUCUACGCUCCCACCCCCCUCUUAGCCAUCGACAAACGCCAAUACGAGCCCCUCAAAGCCAAUCCAGAAGACUUCUGGCCCGCCCAAAACCUCGACCUUCUCGAUUUCACACCUACCAACUGCGACCUCACCGUCCCGGGCCUAGCCAACCAAAUCAAAGCAGCAGGCGCAUGCCGCGAUCUCCUCAACUAUCUCUUCCUCUUCCGCAAACAGAGUAUUACAUUAGCACUCGAAAAACUCGCGCCGAAUGCUGCUAGUGAUUUAAUUUGUCAAGUACCUGCUAUGACGGAUCCGAGACGAGGUGGAAGAUUAGAUCCGAAAUUUCUCAAAGUUCGUCAGUUGACUUCGGAAAUGCUGCAGGGGUUGACUAAGGCGUGGUUUGAGUGGCCUUUUAAACCUGAGGGGUGGGAAUUUUUGGGGAUUGCGAGGGGUGGGGAUUAUAGUGGUGGUGGGGGUUCGGAUGAUGAUAAUGCUGCUGCUGCUGUGCCUGGUGUGGUUGACGACAGUGGAUGA
Sphaerulina musiva SO2202 is the source of this 1881-nucleotide messenger RNA. RefSeq lists its product as uncharacterized. The transcript has 2 exons. The record is from RefSeq and is a predicted model, not a curated record. Lineage: Eukaryota; Fungi; Ascomycota; Dothideomycetes; Mycosphaerellales; Mycosphaerellaceae. Bases 1 to 1881 code for a protein of 626 amino acids.